Messenger RNA from Danaus chrysippus (African queen), 561 nucleotides. The record is from the annotation of a GenBank genome assembly. Lineage: Eukaryota; Metazoa; Arthropoda; Insecta; Lepidoptera; Nymphalidae.
AUGGAUCUUACAGCAGUUCAAAUGGAGAAGUUGGCUGACCUCUUAAGGGCACCAGAGCCUGAGGUCUUACAAGGAGAGGAUUUUCCAGCUACAAACUAUGAAGUUAUUUCAAACAGGGAUGGAAAAACAUCUCUAAACCUAGACGUUCCAAAAACCCCGAAAACGAUUGAAGAAUUUGAACAACAAGAAGCGGAAGAAGCUGAAAACAUGGGGAAAGUGGGUUUUGGUUCAGGCGAUCGAAAAACUCCUGAGUAUACAAUGAAUUACCAGCAAUCUGUUUCUGCUGAGGACGUGUUUUUGCAAAUGGGACCCAAAACGCCAUCUUCGGCCAGUUGCGAGAACCUUAUUGUCAGGGUUAAGAUGCCGGGCGAUAAGAAAGAGAACGUUGAUCUCUCCGUCGAAAAAAACAGCGUGACAAUCAACUCUUCGCAGUAUUAUUUAAAGCUCAUGUUGCCCCAUGAAAUAAAUCCUGAUAAUUCCAAAGCUAGUUGGGACAGCGCUAAAGAGAUUUUAGUAUUGACGUUGAAAUUAGAUAGAGAGUUUGAUUUUGUUAAUUUCUGA